Messenger RNA from Gongylonema pulchrum, 582 nucleotides. Lineage: Eukaryota; Metazoa; Nematoda; Chromadorea; Rhabditida; Gongylonematidae. The record is from the annotation of a GenBank genome assembly.
AUGAGUCGUGUGCUGCAGGCAAUCGACAGUAUACAUCAAGUUGGAAUUUAUUGCCUAGCGCUUGUGCCUUCGAAUCAGUUACCGAAGACUCCAUUGGGUGGUAUCCAUGUGUCCGAAACGAGACAACGAUUUAUCGAUGGCAUGUUACAUCCGAGCACACUUUUAAUGUGCCCUCACAGCUGCGUGAUCAAUUUGCCGAAACCGCGGGAGCAGCAGUCUGACGUUGGCCCGGCAGCUAUGUUUGUUGGCAACAUCGUGCAAGGAGUGCGAAUUGCUGCCGCAAAAGGGCGGCAGAUUUGUGCUGAUGAUGAAAAGGUGUUGAGUCUGAUGGAAGUUUUGCGGCAACGUUCACAGACCUCGCCUGAUCAUGUUCUUUUUACGCUGAUGAAUUCACGUGGAGCGGAAGCGGAAAGUAUAACAUGCGCGCAGCUGUUGAAAAGAGCGGAACGGAUCGGUUCUAUGCUUAUGGAAAAGGGUCGACUGAAUCCCGGCGAGCACGUUGCUUUGAUUUUCCCGCCGGGCAUCGAUUUGAUUGCUGCGUUUUACGGAUGUCAAGCAGCAGGUAAGCAGCAGUCAGGCUGA